UCGACCCAUUUGAAACAAAUGGUGAGUUUCUAGUAUAUGUAAAACCCUCAUAACUUCCUUGUCAAACUGAUACACCACUUGUGGAUAUUAAUUCUUGGAUAGAUGCUAAAUUUGGGAGAAACUCUUCAAGAGCAGAUAUCUCAUCGCAAAGCUAGGGCUAUUCACAUGAAAAGAUUAAAUGAAAUUAAGAACAGAACUCCACCUGGAAGGAAUAAAGUAAUGCUCAACACUGUUAAGAGAAGGAAGUUUAUGUUACAGGAAAGAAUGAAUUACCUGAACAAGUCUAACCAAGCAUUAGCUCAGAGACUACUUGCAAUAGGCAAGAAUAACAGCAAAACUGUUGAUAAUAACUGGGUCAUGAACAAACCAUUGAAAAUAAGAAAACUGGUUAUAAGUAGGUUGAAGAGAUAUAGUUCCUUGGAGAGUAAGGAUAGGAGAAGCAAUGAAGAACAUAUACGGAUUCAGGAGCUGGUCGAUAAACGUAUGCCAGAUAGUUCUAAGAAAAAGAGAGCAAGAUCAAGACAGAGAUGAAGGCAAAAAUAUAUCAGAGAUCAAGUUAUUUCUUCAAUGUAUACAACGAGAUAUAAUAAAAUUCGAACAAUUGAAGAAGAGAAUUUAAAGUUUGCUAAAAGAUUAUACCAGAAGAAACCUUCUAUAUCUAAAAAGAUAUUAGAAAAUAGCUUCAAAUCUCAUCUUGCAUUGAAGAAAAGAAUGAGCAGGUUUUCUCAAAGCCGCACUAGAAACUCAAUUGCUAUAGAAAUAGCCCGCAGAAAAACCAGCACUAGCUGUCAAGCAAAACGCUUAAUCAAUAAAAUCCCAACCUUCCACUCUUCAAUAAUCCCAAAAUCCAGAACCCGUACUCCAUCAAACCAACCCUCCAUAAAUCCCUCCCUAUAAUCACC
Molecule: messenger RNA, 902 nt
Organism: Moneuplotes crassus
Lineage: Eukaryota; Ciliophora; Spirotrichea; Euplotida; Euplotidae
Source: the annotation of a GenBank genome assembly